Messenger RNA from Sinocyclocheilus anshuiensis, 2510 nucleotides. RefSeq names its product solute carrier organic anion transporter family member 5A1-like. The record is from RefSeq and is a predicted model, not a curated record. Gene Ontology annotation, molecular function: protein binding. Gene Ontology annotation, biological process: sodium-independent organic anion transport; transmembrane transport. Gene Ontology annotation, cellular component: basolateral plasma membrane. NCBI's taxonomy places the organism in Eukaryota, Metazoa, Chordata, Actinopteri, Cypriniformes, Cyprinidae.
AUGAAUUUUAUACUAAACGAAUCCUGUUUUCCAGAAAAGCGGUACAGUCUGCGGAGCUCAGAGUCAGGUCUUCUGGUCAGCUGUUUUGACAUCGGUAGUCUCCUCGUUGUGGUGUUCAUCAGCUACUUCGGUGGGCGGGGCCAGAGGCCUCGGUGGUUGGCUGUAGGAGGCGUGUUCAUUGCUGUGGGUGCCGCCCUCUUCUCCCUACCUCACUUCAUCUCUCCGCCAUAUCAGCUGGAGGAGCUGAACAGCACAGUAGGAGGAGAGGGGCUCUGUGCUGGCGGGAGUGGCAGCAGGCAGGAGAGGCCAGCACUGUCCAGGUGCCAGCGGGACCGGGAGGAGAGUGAGCAUGCCCUGUACGUGGCGCUGUUCAUCUGCGCUCAGAUCCUCGUGGGAAUGGGAUCGACUCCCAUAUACACCCUUGGACCAACUUACCUGGAUGACAAUGUGAAGAAAGAGAACGCAUCCCUGUACCUGGCUAUCAUGUAUGUAAUGGGAGCUCUUGGACCAGCCGCUGGGUAUCUGCUGGGUGGGAUUCUGAUCGGAUUCUAUGUCGACCCCGGUACCAUUGUCAAUAUUGAUCAGAGUGACCCACGGUUUGUGGGAAACUGGUGGAGUGGGUUUCUUCUGUGUGCUGUGGCAAUGUUGUUGGUAAUCUUCCCCAUGUUUUCCUUCCCUAAAAAACUUCCUCCACGGCACAAGAAAAGUAAAAGACGUGUAAAAAAGGGCGCAGGUGAUGUCUCCAGCGAUGACGAAAUUAUGAAGGAAAAGAGCCAGGCUGUCUCGUCCUCUAUGGGUUUUGGCAAAAAUAUCAACGAUCUGCCAAAAGCAGCAGUGCGUAUAUUGAGUAAUGUGACGUUUUUAUUUGUGAGUUUGUCGUAUACGGCGGAAUGUGCCAUCGUCACAGCCUUCAUCACUUUCAUUCCCAAAUUUAUUGAAUCUCAAUUUGGUGUUCCAGCAUCUAAUGCCAGUAUAUACACAGGUCUGAUCAUCGUACCCAGUGCAGGUGUCGGUAUAGUUUUAGGUGGGUACAUCAUUAAGAAGCUGAAGCUUGGUGCAAGAGAAGCAGCAAAGCUGGCCAUGAUCUGCAGUGGCGUGUCUUUGCUCUGCUUUUCCACUCUCUUCAUUGUCGGCUGCGAGAGCAUCAACCUCGGUGGAAUCAAUAUCCCUUACACCACCGGGCCGACGCUGACUCUGUCUCACCGAAACCUGACGGGAAGCUGUAACGUCAACUGUGGCUGCAGGAUUCAUGAGUAUGCGCCUGUCUGUGGCUCUGAUGGCAUCACCUACUUUAACCCAUGUCUGGCUGGCUGCAGCAACAUCGCCAACCAAACCUCAGGAAUCAGAAACUAUUCGGACUGCGCAUGCGUUCAGAGCAGACAGGUGAUCACGCCGUCGGGAGGAAACCAUGAUCUGCAGGUGGUGAUUGUGAAGACGUACCUAAACGAGAACGGUUAUGCACUGGUAGGAAAGUGUGAGCACACAUGUGGAACGCUCAUCACCUUCCUCAUCUUUCUCUUCAUCGUCACUCUCAUAACCGCCUGCGCUCAGCCGUCCAUCAUCAUCGUUACGCUCAGGUCAGUGGAGGAAGAGGACAGGCCGUUUGCUCUGGGAAUGCAGUUUGUUCUUCUCAGGACUCUUGCCUACAUCCCCACUCCUAUCUAUUUUGGAGCUGUGAUUGACACCACCUGUAUGCUGUGGCAGCAGGAUUGUGGUUUCCAUGGGUCCUGCUGGGAGUACGAUGUCACUUCCCUCCGCUUUGUUUACUUUGGGCUGGCGGCGAGCUUGAAGUUCCUGGGCUUCCUGUUCAUCUUUCUCACCUGGUAUUCGCUGAAGCGGCGCGAGGAGCAGACGCACACACACACGCACGCACACACGCUUUCCCCGCUGGACACGGUAAGCCACCUCAUCUGUCACGCAGGAGGUCACAAAGGCCAUGCCCGCACACGCUCCUGUCCUGUCUUCCUGCCACGCCUGCCAGAACACUCCCACGCUGCAAUGCCAACUGGACACGCCCUUAGCCGUGGUAACAGCUGCCCUGGCAAUGGCCUGAAAGCAAUAACUCCGCCCAUACGGUCACUUGAAAAAGUGGCGGUGUGAGGACUGGAGCCAUACACACACACACGCACACACAUACUUGCUCAUACACAUGCAUGAAACAUCAUAUGAUUAUGACGGCCGAUUAUGUAAAUGGUAACAUACCACACCGCUUAUAGCCAUUGCUGGUGCCUUUUUUUUAAACACACACACACACACAGACACACUUAAAAGACACAUUAUCACAGGAUUUUUGUGAAGCACUGAUUGGUAAUAAAACUUUUUUGACAAUACCUCAGCAGGAUGAAUACCUCUGUUCAUCAUCACAUACAAAUACAAACAUACUCAAACACAUAUAGUCAUCUCAUCUAGUUACCUAUAGUGUUAGUUGUGCACAUACUCUCUUGCUUCUCCUGUACAGCAGACAGAUACAUGUACUUGUUUACCUCAUUUAUUCAUCCAUUUUUCAACAG